Pyricularia grisea is the source of this 3825-nucleotide messenger RNA. RefSeq lists its product as uncharacterized. The transcript has 3 exons. NCBI's taxonomy places the organism in Eukaryota, Fungi, Ascomycota, Sordariomycetes, Magnaporthales, Pyriculariaceae. Bases 352 to 3501 code for a protein of 1049 amino acids. The record is from RefSeq and is a predicted model, not a curated record.
CUGACCUACUUCACAGGCACUGUACCAAAGGGACCACAGCCACCUACUUGCCUACCUGCCCACUGUUCCUGGCGGCGAUCGGUUCGUCGCCAAUCCUCCAGGACUUAUUCCAUGUGAUUAAAAUAACAAAAAUAACAAAACCAUAUCCUGUUCCUCAAUGGCUACUAUAUUCGGUAAACGAUGAUGGAGUGCAUUCGACUAUCGCCACUCCCUGCCGCUGUUUAGACUAGGUCUAGUCUAAUCGUUUGUUGCGUGCAUUUGUCACCUGCAACCGCAACCAAUCUACGAGAAACAAAGACACGUCAAGAAAGUUUCUUAUUUGUUUUUGUUCUUGCAAACAAGCUUCAGACCAUGGACGGCAAAAAACGGUUCCCCUCCCUGCUGGGUGACCCGGGCUACGAUCAUCGUCAGGUCUCGGGCGGCGCCGCUCGGGCUCUGUCGCCGGCACCCAGUGGCCGCUUCAGCUUACACCGGGUUUCACUCUCGCCUUCUUCAUCGUCGUCUUCUUCAGUGGCGUCGAGCACUUGUGCCUCGACAUGUGGCUCAAAAGAUACCAGCUUGAGCCCAGAAAACUCAUGCGUGUCCCGUGAUACUUCAGACGGAGAUUGUGGCAGAUAUAGAUUCAUUGCCUGGGCGGCCGUCAAACGUAAUGCUUGUCAAGGCAUGACACCAAGCGAAAAACUCGAGUGUCCGUUGCUGCGAUGUCGUCGGCGAUGCGGGAGUCACGAGGAAAUGCUUAGGCACCUCGCAGGAUGUGAUCAGCUUGGAACUUGCGAAUAUUGGUGCUACAGUCACAUGCGUGUUGAGCGGUUUGACGACAAGAAGUGCCAGCGAUGUUUGACGCAAAAGUCCAAACGUCGCCGCAUGCUCUGCAAGGCUAAGAACUUCUUCUCAUCGCUGGGACACAAAGGGAGAAAGCAUGGUGCGACUGGCCUUCCCACUGACUUUGGCGACGACGACGAUGAGUCCCUCAUGUUUCCAGCCGCUCCCUCGAGAUACAAUAUGCUGGAAGUAGACCAGACGUUCGGCUACGAGCUCUCAGGAAACGCCAUCGUCGAGAUCGACUCGACCGAGGUGGCACCCCCGUUGCCGCCAUCCCCACCAACUCCUGCCGUCGUCGACCCUCAAGUCCUUUUACUUCCAGAGGUUGACACUAGGAUGUUGGUCGCCCCCGAUCCAUCGAUGCAAUGGCAACAUAACAUUGCAUGUGCUCCUCAGCCCAUUUUUGCCGAGCAGGUUCCGUCGCCUGAGGAGCGUCCGCCACUACAGGUCAACAACACCUUCAGUAUCGAGCAAUAUCUUCAGUCAAUCAGGUUCCGGCCCAAACCCAGACCCAAUCCGGCACCGGCGAGUAGAAGCAAGGACCUUUCGCCAAGCUCUUCCGUUCGAUCCACAAACAGCACUACUAGUACCGCCAGCGAUGUCAGUCAUACGAGCUGCACAAGUGCUGCGAGUAAUGUUAGCUCGCUGGUGUCGCCAAUAUCGGCAUUUAGUCACUCCUCCUUCGCCGAUGGUGAAUUUGCGAAGCACCUGACAUCCCCUGAGGAUGUUCUAAUGGGCCAGGAUGACCGGGUGCUGGACCAGCGCCAGUUUGAUCAACACGAUGUACCGGCAUCAAUAUUUGAUUCGAUCUGCCCGCCGGCAGAGCUACUCCAUGGCAUGUUCACAGAACUCCCUGCUGAUUUCCCACCACCAAACGUGGACUCGAUCAACCUGCCGACGAACUCUCUACUUUUUGGCUUCGAUACUACCGCCUAUCCUGUCGACACGACUUGUACCAAAGACUUACUUCUAACGCAAGAUGCCAACUUUGACCCACCCCUAGACAUGGCUUCUCAAUCCAAAGCUCACAGCAGCCCCGUGUCGGUCGAGGCAGAUGUCAAGAUGCCCCAGUCAGCAACAGAAGCAUUUGUAGGUCCGACCUGGGACACAUUGUUGGAGCAUAUUGCGAGCUCAAAGGCCAAGGUUCAAGACAUAAAUGACAACCCCUUGGCCGACAAGCUUCGCUCGUUGGCCCCAAUGACUAUCGCAAGGGAUGGGCUUAGUGCACUCAGAAGCCUUCUUGACGGCUGUCCACCCACAAGUCCAAUCAAGGUUCUCUGUCUUGUUCACGUGGUCUACGCUUUUUCUCUAGUCGUCUAUGGCGAUGACCACCUUUCACAACGCUCUCGAGAGCUAUAUGUUGAGUCUCUCGUCUACGCUCGUAUGCUACAAGACAUGCAAAUGGAAGCGCUUAUGACCGCUAUCUGGCAGCCAGUCAAAUUUUCCAUUGCCGAGAUCAGCCAAGGCCUUCGCAGGAAGUACAAGUCAUUGCACAGAAGUCCUAGUCAAAAGGGCAAGGAGUACCCUAUUGAUCUAAAGCGCCAUGUCGCCUACAACCAAGACCCGCUUCUAUGUACUGCUAGGGACUUUUUAGAUGAACUCGAAUGCUCGGCAAUACUCAGGCCAUCGCCUAAGCCAUCUCAUCUCCUGACCUCUACUAUUUAUUCUAAGCAACUGGAGCUUGACUUCCAAGGGACAUCAAGCACAUCAUUUGUGACAGCCGCCCGCACAGUCAUUGUUCAACUAGCCAAGAAUUUUACUGGCCAUGGAGAUCUCCUACUAGGACUUCAGGAUAUACACAAACGACUCAGUUCUGGCUCGAUCUCGAGUAUUCGGAGACUUGAAAUCGAGCUCCUCUACACUGGAAAGAACUGCUUGCCUUCGAGAACCUAUUUUGGAAAGUACACAAAUGCAACAGGACAAGCAUGCGACCUAAUGUAUCAUCAAUUUAUCGGAAGCAGUGCGAAUAGGACCGUCUACCAUGGUCUAGAUAUCGGUUUCCUCGAGAUGACAGUCGAGGGGCUCAAAAUAGGUGAACUAGGUGGAUGUAAUGGUGCGCAUGCCGUUCUACCCACAUCGCCGCUGAGUGACGACAAUGAAGGAGACGCCUUGUUUGACGACUUUAUAAACGCCAUGACCCCAUGUUUGACGGGAACGAUGGAGGACGAGAACAUUGCAGUGCAGCUCAACCCGGAAAUGGUGAUUACGGAUAGCUCAAAGCUCGAACUUGGGCCACCCUACAGCAGUUUAACAGGGGAAGCCUCAAACGUGGCGGCCGUAGGUUCAGUCGGUUGCGAGAAAUCUCUCACAUUGACCUCGGAGGCAUUGUCAGUUCAACCUGGCGGAUCGUUUUCUGGCUCCACGACCCCUUCUUCAUCGACAUCGAGUUCUGGAAGCACUACGGCACAGGGCAAAACGGAGGCAAACAGCUGUUGCGAGCUGUGCGGAUAUAGGCCCAAGGGGGAUCCACAAUGGUUCAAAGGGAGCAUGGCCAAGCACAUGAAACUGCAACAUUCGGCGCAACCCCCUAAGAUAUACAAGUGCCCCUAUCCUGGUUGCAACAGCGCAUACAAGAAUCGACCAGACAACUUGAGACAGCACCAGAUCGAAAAGGGACACUUUGUCGAGGGUGAAGAGCCAAACCGCAGGCCGAGCAAGAGAAAGAAGAUGUCUGAGUGAAUCAAGGCCCAGGCGGCAGGCUUCGCGCAUAUGCAUAUUGCUGGGUUUUGAGGGUUUCACGCAGGCGUGAGUUGGUUCAUAGGAUCAGGGUGGAUGUGUAUCCUUUUCAUUUCCAAACUUACCCCGAGAGUUGUCACGCUUAAUAUAUUGACGAAGUUGGAUAUCGAGAGACGAAGGCUUAUCAUAUGGGUACAGUUUUGUGGGUAAGGUGGUCGUUUAAUUAUAGAGGAUACCCUGGAGUGUAUUGGGACGAGAAAUGUAUUGAUUAAGCAGUUGAAUAUAUUUGCUGAAUAUCAAAACAAAACUUAAGACAGAAAUUAGAGC